Sclerotinia sclerotiorum 1980 UF-70 is the source of this 378-nucleotide messenger RNA. RefSeq lists its product with no specific name. The transcript has a single exon. Lineage: Eukaryota; Fungi; Ascomycota; Leotiomycetes; Helotiales; Sclerotiniaceae. The record is from RefSeq and is a predicted model, not a curated record. The coding region runs from base 1 to 378 and encodes 125 amino acids.
AUGCGUAACAUUAAUUUGCAUUACCAUUUGGCUUCAUCGUCUUUCACAACGGACUCAAAAUCCGAAUCAUCACCUGCCCAUGCACAGUUUCAUGGUAUACUCUUUGGAUCUAUUUUUGGCGGACUAUCGGUUAUUGUCUUUAGUUGUUGGAUCUACUGGAGAUUCUGGAGGCACCAGAAGUUGCCAAGAUCGAAAGUCGGCUCCACAGCUGGUGAUGAAAAUGGUCACGAGAAGGCUCAAUUGCAUUCGGAAUGUCUACGACCCAAGGAACCUCAAGAAAUUGACGGAUCGCCAAAUGGUCCAGUAGCAGAAUUACCAGCUGUAGAGCCUGUGGGUGCAGAGUUGCUAGGUAAUGUUAGUUCUACCGAGCAAGGUUGA